UAAUCUUAAAUUAUUCAUAUUUUAAUAGACGCAUUGCACUUUCCACGUUUGCGUAAUUUAUUUCUCUUCCACUCUCUCUCUCUCUCUCUCUAAACCGGAAGAAAAGCCAGCACAAAAUUUCCUAAAUUUCGAAAACCCCAGAUCUCUCUCCUCCUUCGCCUCCUAAUUAAUAUCGCUUUCCGCCGUGAAACGGUGAUUGGAUUCAAUCUCCGCCGCCGACAGCCGGAAUCUUUAACGCGAUCAGUUAUCCGGCGGACUGCAGCGAUCCGCUUAGAGAUGAGUACCUGCGAGCUCCUUGAAAUUGAACCUCUCGAACUUCAAUUCGCAUUCGAAUUGAAGAAGCAGAUCUCAUGUUCGAUGCAAUUGACGAACAAGUCUGAGAAUCAUGUUGCAUUCAAGGUGAAGACAACAAAUCCGAAGAAGUACUGUGUGAGGCCAAACACUGGAGUCGUGAUGCCACACUCUAGUUGUGAUGUCACAGUUACCAUGCAAGCCCAAAAAGAGGCUCCACCGGAUAUGCAAUGCAGGGAUAAGUUUCUCCUCCAGAGUGUAGUGGUGAACCCUGGGGUAUCUGCAAAGGAUAUUACUCCAGAAAUGUUCAACAAAGACUCGGGGAACCAAGUAGAUGAAUGCAAAUUGAGAGUAGCCUAUGUUCCACCCCCUCAACCACCUUCACCAGUGCGAGAGGGUUCAGAGGAAGGUUCCUCCCCAAGGGCAUCGGUGUCAGAGAAUGGGACUGUAAAUCAGUCUUCUGAUUUGAACGUGAUGUCAAAAGGAUUCCCUGAAACAAAUGAAGUCACAUCAGAGGUGAAGGCCCUCAUUUUGAAGCUGACUGAGGAGAAACAAUCUGCUAUUCAGCAAAAUAACAGGCUUCAGCAAGAACUGGAGCUGGUGAGACGUCAAGGUCAAGGUCAAAAAAGCGCUGGCGGUGUCCCCAUCAUGUAUGUCAUCAUCGUUAGCUUGAUCGGGAUCUUGUUGGGGUAUCUUUUGAAGAGACCGGAAUUUUUGACACGAUCAAUUUGCCGGCGGACAGCAGCGAUCCGCGUAGAGAUGAGUAACUGCGAGCUCCUUCAGAUUGAACCUCUCGAACUUCAAUUCCCAUUCGAAUUGAAGAAGCAGAUCUCAUGUUCGAUGCAAUUGACGAACAAGUCUGAGAAUCAUGUUGCAUUCAAGGUGAAGACAACAAAUCCGAAGAAGUACUGUGUGAGGCCAAACACUGGAGUCGUGAUGCCACACUCUAGUUGUGAUGUUACAGUUACCAUGCAAGCCCAAAAAGAGGCUCCACCGGAUAUGCAAUGCAGGGAUAAGUUUCUCCUCCAGAGUGUAGUGGUGAACCCUGGGGUAUCUGCAAAGGAUAUUACUCCAGAAAUGUUCAACAAAGAGUCGGGGAACCAAGUAGAUGAAUGCAAAUUGAGAGUAGCCUACGUUCCACCCCCUCAACCACCUUCACCAGUGCGAGAGGGUUCAGAGGAAGGUUCCUCACCAAGGGCAUCGGUGUCGGAUAAUGGGACUGUAAAUCAGGCUUCUGAUUUGAACGUGAUGUCGAAAGGAUUCCUUGAAACAAAUGAAGUCACAUCAGAGGUGAAAGCCCUCAUCUCGAAGCUGACCGAGGAAAAACAAUCUGCUAUUCAGCAAAAUAACAGGCUUCAGCAAGAACUGGAGCUGCUGAGACGUCAAGGUCAAAGAAGCGCUGGCGGUGUCCCCAUCAUGUACGUCAUCAUCGUUUGCUUGAUCGGGAUCCUGUUGGGGUAUCUUUUGAAGAGAACAUAAUCACCCGAUGCGUUUGUGUUACUACAUUCAGUUAUCAAAAUCAGUAAUUGCUCAAGUGCAUUUGUUGUGUGACUAGCUUUAGCCUUCUUUUUCAGUUAUUUUUUACAAGGAUACAUAUAUUUUUUCACAUUAUUACAACUGGGUUUAGUACUUUUAGGUUUUACUUGUUUAUCGUGAUUGAUUGCGUCUCAAUCACUAGAAUGCCUGAUUGUUUGCAGAUGAGGUUGGAACUUGUAUAAUGGUUAGCUCAGAUUAUCAA
Molecule: messenger RNA, 2029 nt
Organism: Salvia miltiorrhiza (redroot sage)
Lineage: Eukaryota; Viridiplantae; Streptophyta; Magnoliopsida; Lamiales; Lamiaceae
Exons: 16
Coding region: 277-1770 (497 amino acids)
Biological process (GO): endoplasmic reticulum membrane organization
Cellular component (GO): plasma membrane; endoplasmic reticulum membrane
Source: RefSeq, a predicted model, not a curated record